UGGGACAGUCUGGACAGAGCGGACAAACAAACAAUGAAGGCUGUUGUGAUUAGCGAGCCCGGCGAGGCCGAAGUUCUUCAAUUGCAGGAGGUUGAGGACCCAAUAAUCAAGGAGGAUGAGGUUCUGAUCAAGGUGGAAGCCACUGCCUUGAACCGGGCCGACACGAUACAGAGGAAAGGCUUCUAUCCCCCGCCUAAGGGUGCCAGUCCCUACCUCGGCCUCGAAUGCUCUGGGAUCAUCGAAGCUGUCGGCAAAAAAGUCUCCCGCUGGAAAAUCGGCGAUCAGGUAUGUGCUCUUCUUUCUGGAGGCGGAUAUGCUGAGAAAGUGGCUGUCCCAGCUGGGCAAGUACUUCCCAUUCCACCUGGUGUUUCCUUGAAGGAUGCUGCUAGUCUUCCGGAGGUGGCGUGCACCGUUUGGUCGACUGUGUUUAUGGCAAGUCGACUAUCGAGAGGAGAGACAUUGUUGGUUCAUGGAGGCUCAAGUGGAAUUGGUACUUUUUCCAUUCAGAUAGCUAAAUACCAAGGAGCGAGAGUAUUCAUUACUGCAGGUAGUGAAGAGAAAUUAGCUGUCUGCAAAGACCUUGGAGCAGAUGUUUGCAUCAAUUAUAAAACUGAAGAUUUUGUUGCACGAGUGAAAGAAGAAACAGAUGGAAAAGGUGUGGAUGUUAUUCUUGAUAGUAUUGGAGCUCCUUACUUUCAGCGGAAUCUUGAAAGCUUAAACUUAGAUGGUAGGCUUUUUAUUAUUGGAACCAUGGGGGGAGCAGUAACGCAGCUAGAUUUUCGCAGUUUGUUUGCGAAACGCCUCACUGUGCAGGCGGCUGGCUUGCGAAACCGAUCUCCUGAAAACAAAGCUGUCAUUGUAAGUGAAGUUGAGAAGAUAGUUUGGCCAGCCAUUGCAGGAGGCAAGGUGAAGCCUGUGAUCUUCAAGUAUCUUCCAUUGUCUGGUGCAGCAGAAGCUCACCAGCUAAUGGAGAGUAGCAAGCAUAUUGGAAAGAUACUACUAACACCAUGAUGCACAUGGAUCGUCAAUGGACCCAGGUGAAGACAUGAUUGCUGAUUAAGUUGUGGAUGAAGUUUAGUUUUAUCUGGUCGGGUUCUGGUUUUGUCGUAGGCCCUCCAAAUUUGGCAGUAAUAAAAUGUACUUUGUUAGUUACUUUUACUUCUCUUACCGGUCUUGUUUCCAAUGAUGGUACAAAUUUAAUUAGAAACGUUACCGCCCCAUUUGGAUUCAAGAAA
Messenger RNA from Benincasa hispida (wax gourd), 1235 nucleotides. RefSeq lists its product as uncharacterized. The record is from RefSeq and is a predicted model, not a curated record. Lineage: Eukaryota; Viridiplantae; Streptophyta; Magnoliopsida; Cucurbitales; Cucurbitaceae. Gene Ontology annotation, molecular function: oxidoreductase activity, acting on NAD(P)H; NADPH binding.